AUGGCUAUUACCCCGCCUCGACAGCUCUCACUCCUCUACCCGACCAAUCAUCCUGCUCUGAUAGUGACCGCUUACCCGACUCUCUGCCCCCCACCUACGACAUAG
This is a messenger RNA of Geosmithia morbida, 105 nucleotides long. RefSeq lists its product as uncharacterized. The record is from RefSeq and is a predicted model, not a curated record. NCBI's taxonomy places the organism in Eukaryota, Fungi, Ascomycota, Sordariomycetes, Hypocreales, Bionectriaceae. The transcript has 2 exons. The coding region runs from base 1 to 105 and encodes 34 amino acids.